GAUUCAGGUAUAAGGUACAUCAUUGGUUUUCUCCGCAGGCAUGGACUGCGAGUGCAGCAUCGACGGGUGGUAGAAUCGCUCCGCAGAGUCGACAGAUUAGGUCAGGUGUUGCGCGACCGACGGGUCAAACGUCGGCGUAAGUAUCAUGUUAAGCGGCCUAAUGCAUUGUGGCACAUCGAUGGGCACCAUAAAUUAAUUCGCUCGGGGAUAGUGAUUCACGGUUUUAUUGACGGUUUCUGCAGAACGGUUUGA
Suillus paluster is the source of this 252-nucleotide messenger RNA. RefSeq lists its product as uncharacterized. The record is from RefSeq and is a predicted model, not a curated record. The annotation marks the transcript as partial. NCBI's taxonomy places the organism in Eukaryota, Fungi, Basidiomycota, Agaricomycetes, Boletales, Suillaceae. The transcript has a single exon.